GUAAAAAAUAAAUAAAAAAAUCAUAGCAAUAUUACCCAAAUGGUCUGCAAUCAAUAACAGGCACCAGGGGUUAAACUUUUCAGAAUAAAGGCAUUUAACUUUUUUUUCUCCGUGUGUAUGUAUAUCUCUAUAUACAGAUCUAUCUCUCUGUGUGUGUUUGGUGUAUUUUUUAAUUAUUGUUUUAAAGACUCCAAACGUUUGGGGAUUUAUCUUUCGCAGAUAAUACGUAUUUGGUUAAGGGGGUGAAUUUUGUUGUUUAAAAGGGAGGAAAAAGAGGGUCUGGGUGGUUUGUUCUGGGGGUCCCUAGUGCAAUGCAAGCCCCUCAUGGGUGCUAUUUUGUAAUCUCAGACUCUUGCUAUUGGUCAGUCCAUGAUCAGAUGGUUCUAUUUCCUUGUGUCCCUCGCUGGCACCCAGCCAUCCCCCUUCAGCUAAAACCCAAUCUCCGAUAUACUACUAAUAGCUAAACCACUUGGACUAUAAAACACAACAAAUCAUAAAGCCAGGAAAGGACGGCUGCCUCCUCCCAAUGAGUUCUUAUUUUGUCAACUCUACCUUCCCGGUGAGCCUGGCUGCUGGGCAGGAGCCCUUCCUGGGACAAAUCCCGUUAUAUGCCUCAGGAUAUGCGGAUCCUUUAAGACACUACCCCGCUUCCUAUGGAGCCACUAGCGUCCAAGAUAAGGGUUAUCCCUCCUCUUCUUAUUACCAGCAAGCUAACGGAGCCUACAGCCGGACCACAGCCUGUGACUAUGGGGCGGCUGGUUUUUACAGAGAGAAGGACCCUGUCUGUGCCACCUCAAACCUAGAUGACCAUGUUCAGUUUGCCCCAGAUCAGCGGAAGUCAGACUGCUCACAGACCAAAACUGUUUUCGGGGAAAGCGAUGACCAGAAGUGCUCUACUCCCGUCUACCCCUGGAUGCAGCGGAUGAACUCUUGCAACAGUUCAUCUUUCGGGCCAAGUGGCAGGAGAGGCCGGCAAACGUACACCCGCUACCAAACCCUGGAACUGGAGAAGGAGUUCCACUUUAACCGCUACUUGACCAGGCGUCGCCGGAUCGAGAUCGCACACGCACUUUGCCUGACAGAACGCCAGAUCAAAAUCUGGUUCCAGAACCGGAGGAUGAAAUGGAAAAAGGAAAACAAACUGCUCAACUCCACGCAGCUGAGCGCGGAGGAGGAGGAGGAGAAAGCAGCGGAGUGAAAGAAUUAUUUAAGAGAAAGAGAGAAAUAGCCCAACAGUUGGAGGAGGUAGAGGGUGGGGGGAAAGGGUUGGAGUGGAAGAGAAAACGCACCCCAAGUGGUGCACGCUUUGUAAAAUACCCGAGACGGUUUGAAGGUGGCGAGCCACCAACAUAAAUUUGCACCGUUGGACUCGUGUUCAGUUAAUCUGUCGUGUCAAAACAAAAAUCAGGCUUCUAGUUGAGGUUUUUUUUUCCUUUCUAUUCCUCCAAAUAUAAUAUAAAAUAAAAUAAUAAUAAUAAUUUGGAACUCUUACCUGUGUUUCUGCCCUUCGUGUCACUGUUAGUAACCCGCUAACUCUUGUAUUUAAUGGAGGUGCUGCAAUAUAUGUCAUUUUUGGUGUUUAUUGUCUUAAUUUUGUAAAAUGUUUCAUGCACGAUUGACUUAUAGAUUCCCCCCUCCCCGGUUGAUUUUCUUUUGGUAAAUUAAUCAAACCCUGGGGUCUUUGUAAUUAGUUUCUUUUUUUUUUAAAGAGAAAACCUACUGAAGGAACAAGUACUACCUAAAAGGAUGCAAAAGCAACAACAAAAAAAAUUAUAUUUUAUUAAUUUUUGUACGUGUUGUGUUUGUAGUUUGUCUUAGGUAUGGCCAUGGAAUACUCUAAUAAAAGCAAAGUAUUCGGACUCAUCCACACCCCUUUGGUAUUAUUAUCAUUAUUAUCAUUCCUGUCUAUGAAAAUAUGCCAUUCAUGUGGAGCUGAGGGGUUGUUAGCAAAGCGGGCGCUACUGCUGUCUGUGUGUGACACUGUCUUCUAAUCAGCAAGGACAAGCAAC
Messenger RNA from Terrapene triunguis (Three-toed box turtle), 2009 nucleotides. RefSeq names its product homeobox B6 (gene HOXB6). Gene Ontology annotation, biological process: anterior/posterior pattern specification; regulation of transcription by RNA polymerase II. Lineage: Eukaryota; Metazoa; Chordata; Testudines; Emydidae. The coding region runs from base 527 to 1198 and encodes 223 amino acids. The record is from RefSeq and is a predicted model, not a curated record. Gene Ontology annotation, cellular component: nucleus. Gene Ontology annotation, molecular function: RNA polymerase II cis-regulatory region sequence-specific DNA binding; DNA-binding transcription factor activity, RNA polymerase II-specific. The transcript has 2 exons.